AUGGACAGAGUGUGUGACGUGCGUAAGGCUGACGGCUAUAACGCCCUCUCCAUCCAGUGGGGAGUCAUUGGGGAUGUAGGGGUUGUCGUGAAGAGCACCGGACGGGACGACAUCGUCAUCAUCGGAACGGUAGCCCAGCGUAUGCCGUCGUGUCUACAGACAAUGGACACGCUGUUGCAGUCGGACCAUCCCGUGUGUAUGUCUUUCGUGAAGUGUGAGCCCAAACUGGAGUCGAGUGGAGGCAAAGAGAACUUCAUGAAGAAGUUGGCGCACAUUCUCGGCAUGGAUGACAUCAAGAAAGUCGACCCCAACACCAAACUCCUGAAGCUGGGAAUGGACUCACUUAUGGCGGUCGAGGUGCAGCUGUCCAUCGAAAGGGAGUUCGGAACUGUUCUCACGGCACAGGAGAUCCGCGAGCUGUCCAUCGCUAGAGUUCUGGAGAUCGGAACCACUUCGGAGGCCAAAUGA
This is a messenger RNA of Oppiella nova, 468 nucleotides long. NCBI's taxonomy places the organism in Eukaryota, Metazoa, Arthropoda, Arachnida, Sarcoptiformes, Oppiidae. The record is from the annotation of a GenBank genome assembly.